Messenger RNA from Choloepus didactylus (southern two-toed sloth), 1596 nucleotides. RefSeq names its product proteasome 26S subunit, ATPase 1 (gene PSMC1). NCBI's taxonomy places the organism in Eukaryota, Metazoa, Chordata, Mammalia, Pilosa, Megalonychidae. Gene Ontology annotation, cellular component: proteasome regulatory particle, base subcomplex. Gene Ontology annotation, biological process: proteasome-mediated ubiquitin-dependent protein catabolic process. Gene Ontology annotation, molecular function: ATP binding; proteasome-activating activity; ATP hydrolysis activity. Bases 53 to 1375 code for a protein of 440 amino acids. The record is from RefSeq and is a predicted model, not a curated record. The transcript is spliced from 11 exons.
UUGCCGGGGCGGACGCACUUCCGGUAGCCGUGGCUCGAGCGCCCGAAGCAAGAUGGGUCAAAGUCAGAGUGGUGGUCAUGGUCCUGGAGGUGGCAAAAAGGAUGACAAGGACAAGAAAAAGAAAUAUGAACCUCCUGUACCAACCAGAGUGGGGAAAAAGAAGAAGAAAACAAAGGGACCAGAUGCUGCCAGCAAACUGCCACUGGUGACACCUCACACUCAGUGCCGGUUAAAAUUAUUGAAGUUAGAGAGAAUUAAAGACUAUCUUCUCAUGGAGGAAGAAUUCAUUAGAAAUCAAGAACAAAUGAAACCAUUAGAAGAAAAGCAAGAGGAGGAAAGAUCAAAGGUGGAUGAUUUGAGGGGGACCCCAAUGUCAGUAGGAACCUUGGAAGAGAUCAUUGAUGACAAUCACGCCAUCGUGUCUACAUCAGUGGGCUCAGAACACUAUGUCAGCAUUCUUUCUUUUGUGGACAAGGAUCUACUGGAACCAGGCUGCUCUGUCCUGCUCAACCACAAGGUGCAUGCGGUGAUAGGGGUGCUGAUGGAUGACACUGAUCCCCUGGUUACCGUGAUGAAGGUCGAAAAGGCCCCCCAGGAGACUUAUGCUGAUAUUGGGGGAUUGGACAACCAAAUCCAGGAAAUUAAGGAAUCUGUGGAGCUUCCUCUUACACAUCCCGAAUAUUAUGAAGAGAUGGGUAUAAAGCCCCCUAAGGGGGUCAUCCUCUAUGGUCCACCUGGCACAGGUAAAACAUUGUUAGCUAAAGCAGUAGCAAACCAAACCUCGGCCACUUUCUUGAGAGUGGUUGGCUCUGAACUUAUUCAGAAGUACUUAGGAGAUGGACCCAAACUUGUGCGGGAAUUGUUUCGAGUUGCUGAAGAACAUGCACCAUCCAUUGUGUUUAUUGAUGAAAUUGAUGCCAUUGGGACCAAAAGAUAUGACUCAAAUUCUGGUGGUGAGAGAGAAAUUCAACGGACUAUGUUGGAACUGUUGAACCAGUUGGACGGAUUUGAUUCAAGGGGAGAUGUGAAAGUUAUCAUGGCCACAAACCGAAUAGAAACUUUGGAUCCAGCGCUUAUCAGACCAGGCCGCAUCGACAGGAAGAUUGAGUUCCCCCUGCCUGACGAGAAGACCAAGAAGCGCAUCUUCCAGAUUCACACGAGCAGGAUGACGUUGGCUGAUGAUGUAAUCUUGGACGACUUGAUCAUGGCUAAAGAUGACCUCUCUGGUGCUGACAUCAAGGCAAUCUGUACAGAAGCUGGUCUGAUGGCCUUGAGAGAACGUAGAAUGAAAGUAACAAAUGAAGACUUCAAAAAAUCUAAAGAAAAUGUUCUUUAUAAAAAACAAGAAGGCACCCCUGAAGGGCUCUAUCUCUGAGUGAGCCACAUGCCUUCCAGAAAAUGGAUGGGCAUUUUCCCAACCCUCAGAAGAUGGGGUUGGGGAUGUUGCCUGGGAGAAUCCAUAUUCCAGUUGAUUUUUAUUAACAAAACGUUCCGUGUAUCUUUUUGAGCGUGAUGUGUAGGAUGCCCCUGGGGCUGCAUUUGUCUGUUGGUCGCUGUGUAGUACUGUUUUCCCAGUAAAGCGUGCUCUUUCAGAAA